UACUCUAAAAUUAUGGAGCUCAGUAAACAGCGGACUCGUACUGUGGUCAUUGCUCUGGACGGCAGUUCUCACUCAGAUUAUGCAUUUCAAUGGUACAAUGAACACUUCAGGCGCCCUGAUGAUGAAGUUGUUCUGGUUCACUGCUCAGAGAGACACCAGGCUUUCCACGCAGCUAUGGGAACGGCUGACAUACAGUCAGUUUGUAAUAUUUUGUCGGAAGAAGAAGAAACAGAAGAGAAGUUAAAGACACAAUUUGAAAAGAAACUGAAGUCAUACGGGAUGUCUGGAAGCGUGAAAGCUUCCUAUGGAAAGCCCGGUGAAGUCAUCAUUACUGUUGCUAAUGAAGUACACGCCAGCAACAUUAUCGUUGGUAGCCGUGGACACGGGAAGAUGCGUCGUACAUUUCUGGGCAGUGUGAGUGAUUACGUAGUACACCAUUCGGAAGUACCCGUCACCGUGUGUCGUCACAAGUACCACGCCUCUCAUAACACAGACCACUAGGAGGAGGAUGUCCGCAGCGCUGUCAGUACUACUUGGGGCGGUGCACGCCUGAUAAAUCUCCAGUAACGACUAUGUAAAUCUGUAUCGUAAUUUAGGGAAUAACUAGCCCCUGUCUUCAAAUAUGUAGACGUUAAUUACUAGUAAGCGUCAUAUGCUUAUCUUUUAUCUAAUAAUUUUUCUCAUUUUUUUCUUUUGACAUCAAAUGUGCAGGUAAAAAGUGACAGUAUGCUGAGAGAUUGAAUACCGCUUAUAAGAUCAGCACAAUACAUGGUGAAAAAAUUACUAUCGAUUAUAUUUACAGUACAUUUAAAUGUGAUUGUUUGAAAACACUAGUAUUGUUAUAUAUCAUUUCAUUCAUCUAAUAUAUAAUAGCUGCCACAACUAUAAUUGAUCAGACUUGUGUUGCACUGUCAUGUAACGUAUUGUUGUGGGUGAUAUUGUGACGUCAACAAUACUGAUUCAGUAUAUGAUGCACAAGUUUUCACAUUAUUAAAGUCACGCUGGAGUGUAAAAUAUUGCUGGCCUAAUGGUUGCAAUAGGAGUUUUACCGGUAAUGUGGUAAAUCAAAACUCUUUUGUACGACCGCUAAACCAGCAUCAACGUCAACAAAUCUAAAAAUAGAGGCUAGUUAUUCACAAAUCUAAAACUAGAGGCUAGUGAUUCACAAAUCCAAAAAUAGAGGCUAGUUAUUCACAAAUCUAAAAAUAGAGGCUAGUUAAUCACAUUUUGAUACAACUCGCAAUAUUUUAUUUGAUGUUUUGUUUCGUUGUAUCGUUUUGUUCAUAAAAUAUGCCACAAAAUCUUUA
Molecule: messenger RNA, 1307 nt
Organism: Ostrea edulis (European flat oyster)
Lineage: Eukaryota; Metazoa; Mollusca; Bivalvia; Ostreida; Ostreidae
Exons: 5
Coding region: 13-501 (162 amino acids)
Source: RefSeq, a predicted model, not a curated record